This is a messenger RNA of Octodon degus (degu), 1722 nucleotides long. It is a transcript of the gene Pex11a, whose product is annotated as peroxisomal biogenesis factor 11 alpha. The record is from RefSeq and is a predicted model, not a curated record. Lineage: Eukaryota; Metazoa; Chordata; Mammalia; Rodentia; Octodontidae. The coding region runs from base 98 to 838 and encodes 246 amino acids. The transcript is spliced from 3 exons. Gene Ontology annotation, biological process: regulation of peroxisome size; peroxisome fission. Gene Ontology annotation, cellular component: peroxisomal membrane.
CCACCUAGUUAGCCGGGCUCUGAUCCUCUCCCGGGACCCGCGGCGUCCCAGAGGACCAGCGAUCGAGCCUGCCCCGCGUGGCCUUGGGUCAGGGGCCAUGGACACCUUCAUCCGCUUCUCUAACCAGACCCAGGGCCGGGACCGAGUCUUCAGAGCCACUCAAUAUGCAUGCAUGUUGCUUAGAUAUUUGUUAGAGCACAAAGCUGACAAAGACGUGUUAAUGAAGCUCAAGAAACUGGAGUCCAGUGUGAGCACUGGCCGUAAAUGGUUCCGGUUAGGCAAUGUGGUCCAUGCUGUCCAGGCGACCGAGCAAAGCACCCAUGCCACUGACCUGGUGCCCCGGUUAUGUCUGACGUUAGCUAACCUGAACCGUGUGGUUUAUUUCAUCUGCGACACCGUCCUCUGGGUGAAGAAUGUUGGUCUCGCCUCUGGCAUCAACAAAGAGAAGUGGCAGAUGUGGGCUGCCCGCCACUACUACUACUUCCUCCUGCUGAGCCUGCUCAGGGACCUGUAUGAAAUUUCCCUACAGAUGGUCCGGGUGACGCAGGAAAGGGCAAAGGGAGCGAAAUCAACAUCUGAGGAUCCUCUCGGGCACAGUGUGCUUGAUGAGGAGACAGAAUGGCUCCAGUCCUUUCUUCUUCUCUUAUUCCGAUCCCUGAAGCGACAUCCUCCUUUGUUCCUGGAUACAGUGAAGAACUUCUGUGACAUCCUGAUCCCUUUGGACCAGCUGGGGAUCUACAAGUCCAAUGCUGGCAUCAUUGGGCUUGGAGGUCUCGUUUCCUCGGUUGCAGGCAUCAUCACUGUCGCAUAUCCUCACAUGAAGCUCAAGAUCCACUAGGACGGCUGCAGGCUGAGCUCCAGGGCCUGUUGUGAAGAUGAUGUCUCAGUGGAAUGGGCAUUGGCAUUAGUCACAAACCAUGUCAUACUAUGAUAAAGUUUUUGCACACAUGAACGUUUAGCAGCCUAUAAUGUGAGCAGAGGUGAAGCCAAGAACAGAGCACAAAGUGUUUAGCAAGUGCUACUUCUGAAUGUCUUCCCUUCCUGUAACAUUUCCUGAGCAUCUCUCACAUAGUAGGAGCUUAGUGUCUAAGGAAUGAAUAAAAUCAAAAAAGACCUAAUCAAGCUAAUAAGUGGACACUAAUGUGUAGUAUGGGUUGGGUGAUAUAGAUCACUGGUUUCUUGUGCACCUGGCACUGGGAUCCAACCAGUAGUGACCCCUUUCCUUCCCAUUAUUAUCCCUCCCUCUUCCCUCAUAGAUGUUGGAGGAGGGUGGGGGUGAGCUGGGUUGGAGCCCUUCGCACUGGCCCCAACCAUCCCUGCACGUUGUCAUUGCUGUGUCCAGAAGUACAAUCUGAACCUAGUCAGGGACCUUCGUGAUGUAGAGGUGUCUGGGCAGAAGUCCCUCAGAUGCAGCAGGCAAGGAUCAGACGUAGGUGAAAGGGAUUUGAAGUGAAAGUAGGUGGAAGGUCAGGACGGUGCCUGUUUAACUUGUGACAAAUAAGGAAAUUGACCCUGGAAGACAAACAAAACUGAGAUCAACACCUUUCCUGACUCCCUCAACAAUGGAGCUUCAGAAUCCUGACCUUUUGCCUCCCUGACUUUAGAACUCUUGUUAAGGGUUUAUAGUCCAAUGCACAAAAUUUUAAGCCAUCUAGAUUUGUUCAGGUUGUUUUUUGUUUGCUUGGGGUUUUUUUGGUGGAACCAGGGAUUGAACUCAGGCCC